Juglans microcarpa x Juglans regia is the source of this 3042-nucleotide messenger RNA. RefSeq lists its product as uncharacterized. The record is from RefSeq and is a predicted model, not a curated record. The transcript has 6 exons. Lineage: Eukaryota; Viridiplantae; Streptophyta; Magnoliopsida; Fagales; Juglandaceae. Bases 1 to 3042 code for a protein of 1013 amino acids.
AUGAGCUCACCAUUGGUUGUAGGUUUUAGACGUUGGACAGGAGUUGAAGGAGGUGGAAGAUUUUCAGAUUCAGUAAGAGAAGGAGUAGUUGAGAUAGGAGGGACGGUGACUUGUGGACUUGGGUGGUUGUUGGUUGUUGUGGCAUCAAAAUCCCAAAGCUGGUUUUCCAUGGAUCUUCCAGCAGGUCUCCUUGUUGUGACCAAUCUUUCGGCAGUGAUCGCACCAAGGUCGUCCUUUUCUCAGUCUGUUAUCUCCAGCUUGAUGUUGAGGGCCUUGAACCGAGAGUGCAGAUCCUUCAGGGCUAUUGUGGAUACAGUUAAUCAAGUUCGACAGCAGCAGGAAAGACAGCAAAAGCAAUUAGAAGAUACUAUUUCCAUUUCAUUUCAACAGCAAGAAGCAGCAAGAUUGGAAAGGGAAAAUCAAGAGAAAAGGUUCUCGGAUCUUAUCCAACAGAUUUCAAGACUUUCUUGCAACAAUUCUGAAGGAAAUGGACAGAAUGCAAGGAAUAAUCAAGAUAGUCAUCGUGGAGGCAGAGAAGGUGAUAAUGAAGAAGUGCACACUCAUGACAUGGGUGAAAGAUCUGUUGCUAAAGGGAUUAAGCUUGACUUUCCAAGAUUUUUUGGCAAGAAUCCUGCAGCUUGGAUAUAUAUGGCCAAUCAGUAUUUUUUGUAUCAUCAAGUUCCUCCUGGACAAAGAAUUUUUUUGGCUUCAUUUCACUUGGAGGAAGAAGCCCUUGUUUGGUUUCAAGAUGCUAGUGAAGCUGGCACUUUUCAUUCCUGGGAAGAAUUUACACAAGCUGUUCAAGUGAGGUUUGGAUCAUCAGCUUAUGAUGAUCCAAUGGAGGCAUUAACACGUUUAAAACAAGUUCAUUCUGUUACUACUUACAAGGCAGAGUUUGAGUUACUUUCAAAUAGAAUAAAAGGGGUUUCUGAAAAAAACAAGCUUAGUUGUUUUUUGAGUGGCCUGAAGGAUGAAGUAAGGCUCCCAGUGAGGAUGCUUAACCCAACUACUUUAAAUGAUGCCAUUGGUUUAGCCAAGAUACAAGAAGAGUAUGUGUGGGCAACGAGAAGAUCUUGGAAGGGCACUAGUAGUGAUUUUGGUGGGAAUUCUACAGGUGGGUCAAUAUUAGGAACACCUAAGGUGUUGUCUAAUAAUAAGCUGUCUUAUCAGAAAGUUUCUGAAGCACAGAUGCAAGAAAGAAGAAAGAAAGGUCUUUACUAUUUUUGUGAAGAUAAGUGGCAUCAAGGCCACAAGUGCAUUAAGCCAAAGAUCUAUGUGUUAGACGGAAUGAAUAUUUUUAGGGAUGAAACUGUUGAAGAUCAAGAUAAGGUGGAGAUUGUUGAAGAAGAAAUGCAGCAUGGUGACAUUGCUUUCAUCUCUUUGCAAGCAAUUGGAGGAACUCCAAAUCCUAAAACAAUGAGGAUUGUGGGGCAGAUUAAUAAAAAAAGGGUGGUCAUUUUGAUAGACACUGGUAGUACCCAUAACUUUGUGGAUACAACAGUGGCUGCUAAGUGUGACUUGGCUGUUGAUACAGAUCAAUCCAUUCAGGUUUGUGUGGCAAAUAGGGAUGUUGUGGAAAGUUUGGGUAGAACUUCUGCUGUAACAGUCCAUAUGCAAGGUUGUGAUAUGGUUAUGGGAGUGCAAUGGCUGCUAUCACUUAGUCCCAUACUUUGGAAUUUUACUGAGCUGCAAAUGCAGUUCUCUUAUGGCACAAAAACUGCAGUUCUUAAGGGGCUGACAUCAACAAAUGCUGAAUUGGUUGAUAAUAGGGAAUUAGCUACUAUUUCUAAAGUGGGAUCAAAAGGGUUUUGGCUCCAAUUCCUGGCUGUGGAGCCUAUUCAGAAGCAGUCUACUAUACCCCCCCAGAUUGAGGAGUUGUUGCAGACUUAUCAAGUGGUUUUUGAGGAGCCUAAAGGCCUUCCCCCCCAUAGAUCUCGAGACCAUCAAAUUAUUUUAAAGAAUGAGUCUAUUCCAGUAUCCUUGAGACCAUACAGAUACCCACACUUUCAGAAGGCAGAAAUUGAGAACAUAGUAGCUGAUUUACUUAAAACUGGAGUUAUUAGACCAAGUCAAUCCCCAUUCUCAUCACCUGUGUUACUGGUCAGGAAGGCAGAUGGAUCUUGGAGGAUGUGCAUACACUAUCGCAUGCCUAAUGAGGCCACCAUUAAAGAUAAGUAUCCAAUUCCAGUAGUUGAUGAACUCUUGGAUGAAUUAUUUGGUUCAACUAUUUUUUCAAAGCUUGAUCUUAGAUCUGUAUACAACAAAGACCUAGAAACUCAUUUGACACAUUUAGCUACUAUUUUGGGAGUUUUGAAGCAAAAUCAGUUAUAUGCUAAAAAGUCUAAGUGUCAUUUUGCAUGCCAAGAGAUUGAGUACUUGGGCCAUCUGAUUUCCAAGGAGGGUGUGAAGGCUAACCCAAGGAAAUUAGAGGCAAUGAUUAACUGGCCAGUUCCAAAAACUCUUAAAGCUUUGAGAGGUUUUUUGGGUUUAACUGGUUAUUACAGAAAGUUUAUUCAGCACUAUGAUUUCACUCAAAAGUUUGUCAUUGAGUGUGAUGCAUGUGGAGUUGGGGUGGGUGCUGUGCUCAUUCAGAAUCAUAAACCAAUUGCUUUCUUAAGUCAAGCUUUAAAGGGAAAAAAUUUAACACUCUCUACCUAUGAGAAAGAACUGUUAGCAUUGGUUUUAGCCAUUAAAAAAUGGAGACCUUAUUUGUUGGGAUCUAUUUUUACAAUAAGAACUGAUCAUUUGAGCUUGAAGUAUUUGUUGGAGCAAAACGUAGGUACAGCAGCUCAACAAAAAUGGAUCUCAAAGUUGUUGGGCUAUGAGUUUUCCAUUGAAUACAAAAAAGAGAUAGAGAACAAGGUUGUUGAUGCCUUGUCUCGAAAUGAUUGCCAAUCAGAUGAAGCUGCAGUGUAUGCCAUUUCAUAUCCUACCCCAGUUUGGUUGGAAGAACUUAAACAAGCUUAUGCCUCAGAUCCUGUAACUCAACAACAGCUGUCCUUGUUAACAGAUGGGUUACUUCACACAAUUCUUUUACUGUGA